Molecule: messenger RNA, 4298 nt
Organism: Vicia villosa (hairy vetch)
Lineage: Eukaryota; Viridiplantae; Streptophyta; Magnoliopsida; Fabales; Fabaceae
Product: equilibrative nucleotide transporter 3-like
Exons: 10
Coding region: 151-1419 (422 amino acids)
Biological process (GO): nucleoside transmembrane transport
Cellular component (GO): plasma membrane
Molecular function (GO): nucleoside transmembrane transporter activity
Source: RefSeq, a predicted model, not a curated record
CAUUGUUUUGUUUUGGUAUUAAUCAAAUUUGAUUUUCGAAAAAGAAAAUAUUUUUCUAAAAAUAUUUUUUUUCCUUAUAAAUAGAGAAGGAGUAAGAAACGAUAGAAAAUUCUCUUCUCUUCCUUGCUUGAAACAGAUCAUUAGUUCAGCAUGGCAAUUUCGGUUGAAAAUGUUGAGGCACCAAGAAAAAUGCAGGGAAAAUUUCAAGCAAUGUUCAUAUGUUUUAUCCUCGGACUUGGUUCCCUUAUCGCAUUGAACAACAUGUGGACAAUGGGAGAUUAUUACUACAAAAUCUUCCCGAAAUAUCAUCCUAUCCUGGUAUUCACUCUAGUUUAUCAACCAUUUGCACUUGUAACAACAAUGAUAUUGGCGCAUUAUGAGUCAAAAAUCAGUACCCGAAUUCGGAACAUAAGUGGAUACACGCUAUUCUUUGUCUGUUCUUUGUUCCAGAUUGUCUUAGAUUUGGCUACAUCAGGAGCAGGAGGAAUCGGGCCUUUUAUCGGUUUAUGCGGACUUUUUUCUUUUUUUGGAAUUGCUCAUGCUUUUGUCCAAGGAGGCAUCUCCGGAGACCUCUCCCUUAUGAUUCCUGAGUUCAUUCAGUCUUUUAUCGGCGGAAUAACAGCCUCGGGAGCUAUAGCUUGUGGUGUGAGACUUUUCACCAAAUUCUUUUUUGAGAAAUCUGACAACGGUCUUCGCAAAGGCGCUUUGUUAAGCUUAGGCAUCUCUACAUUAUUUCAGCUUUUGAGCAUUGUCGCGUAUGGAAUUUACUUUCCAAAGUUAUCUAUAGUAAAAUACUAUCGUUCAAAGGCUGCUUUAGAAGGAGCUGAAACCGUUUCAGCUGAUCUCGCUGCUGCUGGCAUUCAAAAUAACGAGACAAACCAACAGGUUGGAUUUGAUGCUAAUCUACAAGCACGGUUAAGCAAUAAGACACUGUUUCUUCAAAACAUCGACUUUGCAGCUACCUUAUUCAUGGUAUAUGUAUUAACGCUAUCGAUUAUGCCUGGAUUUUUGUAUGAAGAUACUAGACCGCACAAACUUGGAACAUGGUAUCCACUUGUUUUGAUCACAAUGUACAACAUCAUGGAUCUAGUAUCAUCCUAUAUUCCCCUUAUCAAAAGCUUGAAGAUGGAAUCUAGAAAAGGACUUUUGUUCACAACUAUUUCUCGAUUCCUUUUGAUCCCUGCAUUUUACUUUACAGCGAAACACGGUAGCCAAGGUUGGAUGAUUCUACUUGUAUCAUAUUUGGGACUAACCAAUGGUUAUCUCACUGUUUGUGUGUAUACAGUUGUACCUAAAGGAUACAAGGGUCCGGAACAGAAUACGUUGGGUAAUUUGCUUGCGUUGUGGCUUUUGAGUGGUAUAUUUGUCGGAGUUGCUCUUGGUUGGUUGUGGCUAAUUGGAAAACCACAACAUAUCUAAUUGGAAGCUUUUUAUUUAUAAGACAAAUGAUUGGAUAAUUCUUUAGCAUUAGUAGUGUGAAAUGAGGUUUUUGGUUAUGUAUUUGGUUUUGAUGCUUGGAUCAGUUUUGUAUGAUUCUGAGAAUUGCUUUACGCAGAAACUAUAGGUUAUUUCUCAGCAACAUCUGUAACACAUCUUUUACAAUGCUGUCUUAAAUGAAAUAAACUUAUGAAUAAUGGCUAUAGCCUAUUCUUGCUUGGAAAGACAAGCCUAUUCUUGCUAAAGGUAUCCAAAAGAGCCUAUGAGAGCUCAUUCCAAAAAGGACAUUUGGGUACGGUUAAGCCUAAGUUAGCCUAAGUCAUCUGUGGUUGCUUAUUUGAUCUUGAUAGAUCUACAUCAAAAUCAAAACAUUUUGAUCUUGAUAGAUCAACCACAGAUGAGUUUAACACAUGCCAUCUUUGAGGCCGUGUAGUACAGAUUACAACAUGAGGCCUGAAAUUUGUCAUGAGUAAACAGUGUCUAAGUAGGUUCUCAUAAAAUGUUCUUUGCGGUGAAACCGUAGUUAAAUAGAGUGUAUUUUUUUUGUCAUGGUUAAACUGCAGUUAAUUACACAUGACCUCUAAAAACUUGAGACGACUCUUGUUGAAUGCAUGGAAUCAUUGACUACAAGAAAUCCAAUUUAAGUGUAGGGACAUUUUGGAGUAUUGAGAUCAUCAUUUGCAGAUAUUGCAGUUUCAGGUGAAAGGGAAAUCUAAGACAGUGGACUGUGGAAAUCACUAAGUUUUAUCCCGGGAAGAAAUAUCCAUGAGAACAUUGUGGUGGCUCAAGAGAUGAUUCAUAGUAUGCACCAUAUGCAAGGAAAAAAGGGGUUUUUUGCGACUAAAAUGGAUCUCACCAAAUCCUAUGAUAUGCACAAGCAUUGCAUUGCAGAUUUAGUCGAAGCAGUUCCAACGAAGGUGCAGUAUUACAAAGUCCGAUAUGGUUAACAGUAGAGGUGACUGGUGGAUAUCCAGAAUUGCAUUCACGCGGUGGUGCCUCCCUGAAAUAUCUUCUGUUUCGAGUGUAUACAGAAUGAUGAGAGAAACUGAAGACCUGCCUGUGGAUAAUAGUAGAAAUUAGAAGAUAAUUUGGAAGUUAAAUAUCCAUGAAAGAGUCAAGACCUUUUUAUGGUAGUUGCGCAUGGCAGACUGCUCACGAAUAAACUGUUGUUGAGUAACAUUAUCAGGAAAGGUCCAUUGGAAGUUAAAGAUGUAUUCACUAAGUUUAGAGGUAAAAAGAGAGGAACGUCAUGCUAGUUGUCAUGCCAGACUUUGAUGGUUCGGACAUCACCGACAAGCCACUGUGAGUUGUCAAGAAUGACACUAAAUUCAUCUUUCACACAACUCCAGAUGGAAGAGAAUAUGUGAUGAUUUAUGGCUUUACCGUUCCUGCAAGCUCUAUUAUUUAAAAACAUGCUCCAUUGUUCCCCAUAGUGCCUUAUAUCCCACCAAAGCUUCAAGUUUGAAGCAUCAUUAAGGAUCUUAAGGGACCUUAAACCAAGGCCACCUUCCUCAUAUUGCUUGUAAAUUUUCUUCCAUGAAAUUGUGACUAGUUUUCUUUCAAUAAUGUCCUCACUCCAAGUGAAUUUUUUUAUCCAUUUCUACAGGUCACUAAGCAAAGAAAUGGACCAUGACAAGAAUGCACAGUAAUGCUAUGAGUCAAUAUACUUUGGAUGACAGACUUGAGAACAUAGAACUCUUGUUCUGAUAAAUUAGGAAAGACAUUCAAGGGGUUGUGUGCAAUGGAGAUGCAUCAGCCAGUGGUAUAUUGGUAUCAUCCAAGUUACUAAGGAUGACUUGUUUAAGGCUGAAGAAUGGGAGUUGUUUGGACAGUCUGUUCAUGGUAUAAUGAUCAGUAAAUGCCAUAGUUUGUGUGGUCUGCCUGAAGAGGGAAUCUCCUCUUUUGGUGCAGAAGGAUAAACACCUUACAUCUCAAAGUCAGACAGGUGGUCUGAAACUUGCUUCUAAAGAAGCUCUUUGGUGUAUGGUGACAGCUGCUGAUUUUUCUACAUUAUUGAUCAGCUGCUGAAUUAUGAGCUCACGUAUCCCCUGUAAGGAGUUGUGCAUGAAAUACUAUGGAUGUUCCUCCAAAGCCGUAGUAUAUGUCAUACACAGGUGUUUGAGAUUAAUGUCAGGUCUGAUGUUGAAGCAUCAUCUCAAAUGUGUGUUUUCAGCCAAGGUAGUAUGUGUGACUCAUAGAGAAGAUUGUUGUGGAUAAGAUGGAAUCCUUCCAUGCUGAUAACUUAGAUUUGAUCUUAUCUGCAAUGGGUUGCAAGUGACAGGAUUGGAUCAAAUCUUGGUGUUAAACCUGAUGAGUUUAGUUUUGGAUUUCUCGUUUAUUUAUAUGAACUUAAAGGGUUACAAGAUAAGAUAGAUGAGUUAAAAGUUUUGAUGACAGGUUUUGGUUACACAAAAUACAAUAAAUGCUUCUAUUCUAAUUAUUGAAGCUCAGAAGUUUGAGUCUUCUCAUAUCAACAAAGUUGACGAGUCUAUAGGUUUUGGUGUUGUUAACACAUGUGUUAGUAUUGGACUAUCAGACAAAACACACAGUAUUCUCGAUGAAAUGAAUGUUUUGGGAGGCUCGGUCGGUCUUGGGGUCUAUGUACCGAUCUUGAAGGCUUAUUGCAAGGGGAAUGGAACUGCGGAGGCUACUCUAUUGGUGAUGGAGAUUUGUAGUUCAGGUCUUCAAUUGGACUUGGAAACUUUUAAUGCUCUGAUAGAAACGUCCAUGCUCGGUCAAGACUUUCAGUCGGUCUUCAAGGAUUACUGAUUUGAAAGGGAGUUAGUUGACUAUAAUGACAGGUUUGAUGGAGAAUAAUCGACCUGAGUUGAUGGAAAUAAGGCCAUUCUACAGAAUUUGAG